CAUUUCAUGACAGUAUAGGCCAAGCCUAGUUUCACCAAGUCACGUAGGUUAAAACUCUAAAAAUGACCAUUAAGUUUUCAAGUGGGUUGGUUUAGAUGAUAAUGUCAACCCGGAAAUUGACUGUGCACAGACAAUAAUAAUGAGAUCCACAUGAUCAGCUCUUAUACUAGUAAUCAUCAUGGCUCCAAAGCGCACAUUGUCAGUAGACAUGUUGAUCCGAAAAAUGCCGUACGGUCCACGUGCCACUAUAUGCAGAAUGAUGGACAUAUCUAACUGGAAAGAACUAGCAGGAGCUAUAACCGAUCCAAAGACUAAUGAUUGCAGAUAUUCAGUAGAUGCAAUAGCGAAUUUUGAGUUGGAGCUGAGAAAAGGUAAUAGUAUGACUGAAGCCAUGUUAAGGGAUUGGGGAACACAAGAAACAAAAGUUGGACAGCUCUUAGAAAUUCUCAUGGAAAUUGGAAGGCAAGAUGUCAUACAAGAAGUUAUGCCUGAGUUUCUAAACCAAAACAAUCCAAACAGUGAGCUUGUUGACCAUUAUGAGGAAUACCCUGUGGUUAAGAACAUUGAUGGAAAUUCUGCCAGUAGCAUUGAGGAUAAUAUGACAGCUAUGAAAAUUGGUGAUACCAAGAACACUCAGGGAACAACAGCAGUAGCUUGGUCAUCAGAUACAAUACAAAUCACGGAGGAAGCAAGUGCUGAAGGAGUGAAAGAACUAACUUUCUUUGCAUUGAGAGCGAUAGCAAAGAACUUUGACCCAAAAUCUAAAUUAGGGGAAGGUGGCUUUGGAACUGUAUAUUUAGGAAGUAGUCCCAAGUAUGGAGACAUUGCAAUUAAAGUAUUGAAAGAAAUGCUUGCAGUCGUUAGCAUCGUUGAUAUCCUUGAUGCAUUUCGAAUCGUCUGCAAACAGAGCUACAGUGGAAUUCUGGGCAGCACUGGACAAGUCAUUAAUGUACAGAAGAAAGAGAAGGGGUCCGAGGAUAGACCCCUGAGGGGCCCCGAAGUAACGGGUAAACAGUCAGAAUUUGACCCUUCAACGACGGUUCGUUUUCUGUUACAGAGAUAUGCCUGUAACUAUCGAUGA
Molecule: messenger RNA, 1081 nt
Organism: Anneissia japonica
Lineage: Eukaryota; Metazoa; Echinodermata; Crinoidea; Comatulida; Comatulidae
Product: interleukin-1 receptor-associated kinase 4-like
Exons: 6
Coding region: 179-1081 (300 amino acids)
Biological process (GO): signal transduction
Molecular function (GO): ATP binding; protein binding
Source: RefSeq, a predicted model, not a curated record